UCGUAUAUGCGUUGCGCUUCUGCUCUGUUCUCUCCCCCAUUUCUUCAAUCUCUCGCCUAAUCUCCGUCAAAAACCCUCCUUUUCUCCCAUACUUGUUGAUCCUUCGACCCCUGCGUCGAUUUUGAUACCAAGGCGCGGUUUUUCUCGUGGUCUUUGAGCUCCUUUUGGUGGAGAUUUGGCGAUCCGAAGGUGUUUUGGUGCCUGGACGUCGAGAUUUGGCUUCCCGUGGCUGUGCUAAGUUGUGGGCUCUGCAGCGGUUGGAUCGGCUGCAGGGAUGGCGGUGACGAUGAUGCGGUGGCGGCCGUGGCCGCCGCUGGUGUCAAAGAAGUUUCAGGUGAGGCUGGUGGUUCGGAGGGUCGAAGGGGUCAGUGCUGGGGAUGAGGCGGCGGAGGAGGUGCGGAGGAAGGUGGCUGCGGAGGUGAGGUGGAAGGGGCCGAAGGUGGCGCUGAGCUCGUUGAGGAGGACGGUGAAGAGGAACCGGACGAGGGAGGAGGAGGUGGGCGAUGGGGGUGUGGUAGCGUGGAAUGAGGAAUUUGAGAUGGUUUGUACCCUGACGGCGCAUAGGAGAAACGCGUUCCAUCCAUGGGAGAUCGUAUUUGCCGUCUUCAAUGGCUCAAACCAUGGUGCCAAGAACAAGGAAUCUGUUCUUGGAGUGGCUUCAGUGAACAUAGCAGAAUUCACAUCUACUGCUGAUCAGGAGAUUGAGCUCUACCUUCCAUUGUUGCUUCCUGGUGCCGUCGAGUCUCACUUGGCGCUUCAUCUGGCUCUCAAUAUAUUAGAACUGAGACCUUCACAAGAUUCUUCUGAUAUGAUACAGAGGUCACCGGCUGCACCCUCGUCACCCUUCUCUGGGGAUGUUAUUCCUCCUGAGAAAGAUGAGCUUUCUGCUCUUAAAGCUGGAUUAAGAAAGGUGAAAAUCUUGACCGAGCUUGUGUCAACUCGUAAAUCUAAAAAGACAUGCCAAGAUGAUGCUGGUAGUGAGGGGAAGUGCUCUACUAGGAGUGAUGAUGCAGAAUUCCCUUAUCCGUGUGAUACAGACUCCCCAGAUGAUGAACUUGAUGAAGAAGUAGAAGAAAGCAAAGAGGAUACCAAUGUAAGAAAGUCAUUCAGUUAUGGUACAUUAGCAUCUGUUAACAAUAUUGGCUAUGAGAUGAGGGAAGAUGGGGACCAUGAGGAUUGUAUCUAUUACAAUCAUCGAAGAUCAGAUGUAGGUUGUUCACAUGCAGAGGAUACAAUUGCAUCCGUUCCUGAAUUUUCCCUGUCUAAGAGAAGUAUCCUCCCAUGGAAAAAGAGGAAGCUGAGUUUCAGAUCUCCCAAGCCCAAAGGGGAGCCGUUGCUAAAGAAAGCAUAUGAAGAAGGAGGUGAUGACAUUGACUAUGACCGGCGGCUGCUGAGUUCCUCUGAUGAAUCACUUUCUGCUGGCAGGCACAAAUGGUAUGACGAUAGUGCUAUGAACCGAUCAUCACUAUCUGAUUUUGGUGAUGACUACUUUGUCAUAGGCAGUUGGGAAUCAAAGGAACUAGUUAGCCGUGAUGGGCAAAUGAAGCUUGCCACUCAGGUUUUCUUUGCAUCCAUUGACCAGAGGAGCGAGCGAGCCUCUGGUGAAAGUGCAUGCACGGCUCUUGUUGCUGUCAUUGCUGACUGGUUUCAUAGGAACAAAGACAUGAUGCCUAUCAAGUCCCAGUUUGAUAGCCUCAUCCGAGAAGGCUCCCUCGAGUGGAGAAACCUUUGCGACAAUCAGGCAUAUCGUGAAUGUUUCCCUGACAAGCACUUUGACCUUGAGACAGUUCUUCAAGCCAAGAUUCGACCACUUUCUGUUGUUCCAAGGAAAUCUUUCAUUGGAUUCUUCCAUCCUGAAGGCCCCGCCAGCAACAGUGGCUUCGAUUUCUUACAUGGAGCCAUGUCGUUUGACAGCAUCUGGGAUGAGAUUAGCCGAAUUGGCUUAGACUGCCCAAGCGAUGGAUGCUGUCCUCAGCUAUACAUAGUAAGCUGGAAUGACCACUUCUUUGUCCUCAUGGUUGAACACCAUGCUUGCUACAUAAUAGACACGCUUGGUGAGCGGCUGUACGAGGGGUGCCAGCAGGCUUACAUCCUAAAGUUUGAUGAUAGCACGGCCAUUCACAAGGUUUCUAGUGGGAGCAAGAAUGUUGACAGUGAGGCCGCAGCAGCAGGAAAUGGUGUUGCUGGGAGUUUGGACCUGGAAAAAGGAAAUGUUGUUGUGGAGGGGGAUCUUGUGUGCAGGGGAAAGGAGGCAUGCAAGGAGUACAUCAAGAGCUUCCUUGCGGCAAUUCCAAUCAGGGAGCUCGAAGCCGACAUCAAGAAAGGGCGGAUAUCUUCCACUCCCUUGCAUCGCCGCCUUCAGAUCGAGUUCCAUUACACAGAGUUGUCCAGUGAGCUCGGUUUGGCUACUCUAUCCUCAUCAACAGAGUCUGUUCCUGAGUUGUCAUGGCCAGUCAAACCAGCAGGAGCAAUUUCAACAGCACCUGCAGUUCUGGUUGUAUAAGAUCGAUCUCCAGUGUUAGGUAAUUAUGUGCUUAUCUGAGUUGGAUGGAUGGCGGAAAAUAGAGAAACAUUAAAUAGUGUGCUUCUCUCUUGACCUCAACUAACUAUAGGGACUUUGUUGUGUCUGUUUGCAUUGGUACAUUGUGAAGUUUGUGUUGAAUGCUUUGUUUCAACUUGUUGGUCUUCCUGUAUAUUAAUGAAGUAAGCUAGUAGCCAAUGCACACUAAGAUUUUUACCAAU
Molecule: messenger RNA, 2742 nt
Organism: Musa acuminata subsp. malaccensis (wild Malaysian banana)
Lineage: Eukaryota; Viridiplantae; Streptophyta; Magnoliopsida; Zingiberales; Musaceae
Source: RefSeq, a predicted model, not a curated record